This is a messenger RNA of Rattus norvegicus (Norway rat), 4799 nucleotides long. It is a transcript of the gene Arhgef10l, whose product is annotated as Rho guanine nucleotide exchange factor 10 like. The record is from RefSeq and is a predicted model, not a curated record. Gene Ontology annotation, molecular function: GTPase activator activity; guanyl-nucleotide exchange factor activity. Gene Ontology annotation, biological process: SREBP signaling pathway; regulation of small GTPase mediated signal transduction; positive regulation of stress fiber assembly. NCBI's taxonomy places the organism in Eukaryota, Metazoa, Chordata, Mammalia, Rodentia, Muridae. Gene Ontology annotation, cellular component: cytoplasm; cytosol.
AGAGAGGGUCCUGUGUUGCCUUUUUUCUGCUCAUGUCUCAGCUGCCUGGGCCUACAUGGCUUGCACAGGGGUCUGAGGCCCCAACAAGGCUGGCAGUCCCUGCACCUGCCAGCCCAAGGCUUCACCUGGGAACAACUACCAGCGGGAGGUGAAGGUCCUUUUACCCCCAUGCUCACCUGCCAUCAUCUUGGUUCUUCUCCCUUCCCCGGCCACUCUUUAUAGAUAACCCUGUUUCCCUGAUCUCCCCACCUCCACUCAAGUGUCCAAAUCUUAUUUUUGAUUCCCACCAGGGCACUGAUCCCCUCUUCCAGGUAAUGUUCAGACUGGAGUCCCCAAAAAGUUCCCAGCAAGACUCAGCACCUGAGAUGUGUUGUCUUUGGUGACAACAGACAAGAAGACAAGGGGACAGAGAUGUAGGGCAGUAGGUUAAUGGAUAGUGACAUCUGGGCAGUAUUCUGAGGGUGCCAGUCCUUGGGUCGGAGGAAGCCUCAUCCGGGGAGUGUCUGUUGCUGGCCUCACACAUGGACUGGUCUUGGAAGGAACAUGGCUCCAAGCUAGGGAGAAACUGUUGAGAGCCUCCAUUGCGAGCCUCUCUUGCGAGCUUAUGCAUUUUUUUUUUUUUUUUUUUUUUUGCGGCUCUGCAUCUCACUUUACUCCUUCACGCGUUGGGGCUGACAGCCGAACUGCACACAGAAAGAGUCCUGCACAGCGGGCGUCGUUCUUGAGGUCUGUCAGCCCUGGUGGCUUUUGGUGCCAGGAUGGUAUCAUGCUGACUUGGGUCCCAUCCAGUCUCUGUGGCCUCACAGCUGGGAACCUCACCCAGUUCUCACAGAGUAACACGUAACACUGGCGGAACUGAUCACCCCACACACCCGUGCAGUGCUAAGCGGUCUGGGCAGAGGCUGGGCAUUUAGAGUUCAUUCCCCUUCUAUCUUUUGGGGAGAGCUGGCGGUAGGCAGCCUGGAGUAGACAGGGAGUAGACGCCUGGAGGCUGGGGACUCUUUCUGGGACACCAUCCCCACUCCGCCCACUAGCCCUGGGCCUAAAAUGACCCUCCCCCAGGGACGUUAUUAAUAGCUGAGCGGCUCGGAUCACAGGCCAAGAAUGUUACCCAGCAGCUCAUGGGGGAAGAGGAAGCCACGGAGCAGGAGACUGGGGUGGGUGCGCUGUGGUGUCCCAGGCAAUAUGUGGGCCAGGCAGGAGGACCUUCGCCACCCGCACCCUCACCCUCAUGCUCUCAUCCGCUGUCCGUCCUCCUCCUCCUCCUCCGUGUCUUGCUCAGGUGACUCGGAAGAAGAAGAUAUGGGGCUCCUGGAGGUUGGUGUGACGGACAUCAAACCUCCCGCACCAGAGCUGGGUCCCAUGCCGGAGGGCUUGAGUCCUCAGCAGGUGGUCCGGAGACACAUCCUGGGCUCCAUCGUGCAGAGUGAAGGCAGCUACGUGGAGUCGCUGAAGCGGAUACUCCAGGAUUACCGUAACCCGCUGAUGGAGAUGGAGCCCAAGGCGCUGAGCGCCCGCAAGUGUCAGAUGGUUUUCUUCCGAGUGAAGGAGAUUCUACAUUGUCACUCCAUGUUCCAAAUCGCCCUGUCCUCCCGAGUGGCUGAAUGGGACUCCACAGAGAAGAUUGGUGACCUCUUUGUGGCCUCAUUCUCCAAGUCCAUGGUCUUAGACGUAUACAGCGACUAUGUGAACAAUUUCACCAACGCCAUGACCAUCAUCAAGAAGGCCUGCCUCACCAAGCCAGCGUUUCUUGAGUUCCUCAAGCGGCGACAGGUGUGCAGUACGGACCGAGUCACCCUCUACGGGCUGAUGGUGAAACCCGUUCAGAGAUUUCCACAGUUCAUCCUCCUGCUUCAGGACAUGCUGAAGAACACUCCCAGGGGCCACCCUGACAGGCUGUCGCUGCAGCUAGCCCUCACAGAGCUGGAGACGCUGGCUGAGAAGCUGAAUGAACAGAAGCGGCUGGCUGAUCAGGUGGCUGAGAUCCAGCAGCUGACCAAGAGUGUCAGUGACCGCAGCAGCCUCAACAAGCUCUUGACCUCUGGCCAGCGGCAACUGCUCCUGUGUGAGACUCUGACAGAGACGGUGUAUGGAGACCGUGGGCAGCUGAUCAAGUCCAAGGAGCGCAGGGUCUUCCUGCUCAAUGACAUGUUGGUCUGUGCCAACAUCAACUUCAAGGGCCAGCUAGAGAUCAGCAGCCUGGUGCCCCUGGGGCCCAAGUACGUGGUGAAGUGGAACACGGCUCUGCCUCAGGUGCAGGUGGUAGAGGUGGGUCAGGACGGUGGUGCCUACGACAAGGACAAUCUGCUCAUCCAGCAUGCUGGAGCCAAGAAAGCCACCGCUGCGGGGCAGGCCCAAAACAAGGUGUACUUGGGCCCCCCACGCCUCUUCCAGGAGCUACAGGACCUGCAGAAGGACCUAGCGGUGGUGGAGCAGAUCACCCUGCUUAUCAGCACCUUGCAUGGCACAUACCAGAAUCUGAACAUGACCGUGGCCCAAGACUGGUGCCUGGCCCUCCAGAGGCUCAUGCGAGUGAAGGAGGAGGAGAUCCACUCGGCCAACAAGUGCCGUCUGCGGCUCCUGCUGCCCGGGAAGCCUGACAAGUCCGGCCGGCCCAUCAGCUUCAUGGUGGUCUUCAUCACACCAAAUCCCCUGAGCAAAAUCUCCUGGGUCAACAGGUUACACUUGGCGAAGAUCGGACUAAGGGAGGAGAACCAGCCGGGAUGGCUGUGUCCUGAUGAGGACAAGAAAAGCAAAGCCCCAUUCUGGUGCCCCAUCCUGGCCUGCUGCGUCCCUGCCUUUUCCUCCCGGGCCCUCAGCCUGCAGCUUGGGGGCCUGGUCCACAGUCCUGUGAACUCUCCUCUGCUGGGCUUCUCGGCUGUCAGCACUUCCCUUCCACAGGGCUACCUUUGGGUUGGCGGUGGGCAGGAGGGUGCUGGUGGCCAGGUGGAGAUCUUCUCCCUGAAUCGGCCUUCGCCGCGCACCGUCAAGUCCUUCCCACUGUCAGCCCCUGUGCUCUGCAUAGAGUAUAUUCCCGAUCCAGAGGAGGAGGCUGAGGGUGCAGAGGAGAGCCGGGCCACCACUGAUCCCUCAGUGACAGUGCACCCCACUGUGUGCCUCGGAUUACAGGAUGGCAGCAUCCUGCUCUAUGGCAGUGUGGACACUGGAACCCAGUGCCUGGCCACCUGCAAGAGCCCAGGCCCGCAGCCCGUGCUCUGCCUGCGUCACGGUCCCUUCUACCUGCUUGCCGGCCUGCAGGACGGAACCCUCGCUGCCUAUCCUCGGACCAGUGGAGAAAUUCCCUGGGACCUGGAGAGUCCUCCAGUGUGCCUAACUGUGGGCCCAGGGCCCAUUCGCACCCUGCUGAGCCUGGAGGAUGCCGCGUGGGCCAGCUGCGGGGCGAGGGUCACGGUACUGGAUGCCGCCACUCUGCAGACUCAGCAAAGCUUCGAGGCGCACCAGGAUGAGGCGGUGAGUGUCACUCACAUGGUGAAAGCUGGCAGUGGGGUCUGGAUGGCCUUCUCCUCUGGGUCUUCUAUCCGCCUCUUCCACACCGAGACUCUGGAGCAUCUUCAGGAGAUCAACAUUGCCACCAGGACCACCUUCCUCCUGCCAGGUCAGAAGCACCUGUGUGUCACCAGCCUCCUCAUCUGCCAGGGUCUGCUGUGGGUAGGCACUGACCAGGGUGUCAUUGUCCUGUUGCCUGUGCCCCGACUGGAGGGCAUCCCCAAGAUCACAGGGAAAGGCAUGGUGUCUCUCAAUGGUCACUGUGGACCUGUGGCCUUCCUGGCUGUGGCCAUGAGCAUCUUGGCCCCUGACAUCCUGCGGAGUGACCAGGAAGAGGCCGAGGGACCGCAGGCCGAGGAGGACAAGCCAGACGGGCAGGCUCAUGAAACCGUGCCUGCGCCUGACAGCCACACAGCUCGAGAGUUGACCCGCAAGAAAGGCAUCCUGCUCCAAUACCGCCUGCGCUCCACGGCCCACCUCCCUGGACCCCUGCUGUCUGUGCGGGAGCCAGCACCUGCUGAUGGCUCGGCUCUGGAACACAGUGAGGAGGACGGGUCCAUCUACGAGAUGGCCGAUGACCCUGACGUCUGGGUCCGGAGCCGGCCCUGUGCCCGUGAUGCCCACCGCAAGGAGAUCUGCUCUGUGGCCAUCAUCUCUGGUGGACAAGGCUACCGUCACUUUGGCAGUGCUCCAGGUGGCCUGAGUGGCCGGCCGGCCCCCUGCAGUGAGACAGACAGCACACUUCUUAUCUGGCAGGUGCCCUUGGCUCUAUAGCUAUCCACGCUGCCCAUCCGGAGGUUACAGGGCAGCUGGACCACUGCGGACACGCUGGGACCCUUUUGGCCCACCUGGAUUUCCCUCAGGGACCUGCCCAGGCCACAGGGCAGGGCAGGCCGGAUUCUCCACCGAGGCCUUGGAAAAGCAGAGGAGAGAAACCUCUGAAAACAAAAAUUUAGAAUGUUUUGGGGAAGGGGUUUUUAGAGUCUUGGGGAACGGAAGGACGCACACAGAGAAUAUGACCUUUUUUGUUUUGUUCUGUUUCUGAAGCAAAAAAACAUAAAACCUCACCACUGCCUGCUGAACCUAGAACUGUUUGUUGGGGUUGAGUGAGGCUCUGAGGUGGCCGGGCCCCUUCAGGAGGAGUGUAUGUGUGAAUGGCUGAGUGUGUGACUAUAUAUAUAUAUAUAUCUAUAUAUAUAUAAAUACGUAUAUACGAUGUAUAUUAUAUGUAUAUAAAUAUGAUCUGUACAUAAUGGGUCUCUGGGAGAUGCUGGAAUAAAAGGCAAGAGAUA